UAUGGGUGAAGAUUUGUUUUGGGCCAUACGUGGUGGUGGAGCAGCGAGCUUUGGAAUCGUUCUUGCAUGGAAACUUCAACUAGUUCUUGUGCCAUCGACAGUGACUGUGUUUGAUGUUAAGCGGAAUAUGAACGAUGCUGCAACAAAGAAGUUCGUUCAUCAGUGGCAAAGGCGUGCAGACAAAAUCGAUGAGCAUCUGUCAAUCUACAUCACAUUCAGAACUGCGAGUUCUACUGAUAAAGAAGGGAAUAAAACAAUUAUACUAGAAGCUUUCCCCCGAGGGACAUUCCAUGGCAGCGUGGAUAGGCUCCUUCAAUUAAUGCAAAAGGAGUUUUCUAAGUUAAGUUUGCUAAGAGAGGAGUGCACCGAAAUGAAAUGGGUAGAGUCCUUUCUCUAUUUCAACUUCUUUAGAAAUGGAGAAUCCUUGGAUGUUAUACUUAAUAGGAAAUCUGCUUACAAAGUUGCGUCUUUCAAGGCAAAAUCUGACCAUGUGAAAGAGCCUAUUCCAGAUGACGUGUUUGAAAGAAUGUUGGAAAAGUUAUACGAAGAAGAGGUAGGAAGUACUUCGAUUGAUGUAUUUCCUUACGGAGGAAAAAUGAAUGAGAUUUCAGAAUCCGCAAUCCCAUUCCCACACCGAGUCGGGAACCUCUACUACAUCCAUUACUUUGUGCAAUGGCAAGAAGAAGAAGUGGAUAUUACAUCACCCAACAAACAUAUAACUUGGUUAAGAAGACUUUACGAUUACAUGACUCCUUAUGUGUCUAAAAAUCCAAGGACUGCAUUUUUCAAUUUCAGAGACCUUGAUAUUGGGAUGAAUAACAACAAGGAUGGCAUCACUUAUAACAAUAUUUCUCAUGCAAGCAUUUGGGGCACCAAGUAUUUCAAGAGUAAUUUCAAUAGGUUGGUUCGUGUAAAGACUAUAGUUGAUCCAACUAAUUUCUUUACAAACGAACAAAGCAUCCCACCUCUUUUUGUGUAAUAAAAAUGUGAUAAGUGAUCCUUGGGGUUAGAAUAAACAAUUGUCAUUAGCUUUUCUAUUUUCUGCGUUUUAAAUAAAUGUUUUUUGCGACUGUAUCAUAUGUAUUCUUAUAGUUUAGAAAUUAAUACAAAUAA
Molecule: messenger RNA, 1113 nt
Organism: Morus notabilis
Lineage: Eukaryota; Viridiplantae; Streptophyta; Magnoliopsida; Rosales; Moraceae
Product: cannabidiolic acid synthase-like
Exons: 1
Coding region: 2-979 (325 amino acids)
Molecular function (GO): oxidoreductase activity; flavin adenine dinucleotide binding
Source: RefSeq, a predicted model, not a curated record